CAAGUACAGCGCGGUAUAGCUAACUGAUUACCAAGCUUUGAACCUGCAUGUUCGAAUUUGUAGAAAUCUGCAACAUUACAUACGGACUCCCGUUCAUGCGAAUGUCGUUACUCUAUUUCAAGCUCAUAAGAUCAGUGCAGAAGAAGUUUGAAGGCAGGAAUUUGAACGCGAGUCAGCAGAACAAAGUACGUACGAAAGUAUUUUCAAGUGGAGGAAGCAGACUGGCGUUCGGUAGGAAAAUGUGGCACAGCUAAACUUGAGCGACG
Cylicocyclus nassatus is the source of this 266-nucleotide messenger RNA. NCBI's taxonomy places the organism in Eukaryota, Metazoa, Nematoda, Chromadorea, Rhabditida, Strongylidae. The record is from the annotation of a GenBank genome assembly.